UUCAGGACACAAGAGUGGCCCUACUCUUGAUUCAGCCUAGUUCACAGGGCAUCCUCUUGAGCCACGGCUGCACUGACCCGGGAGGAGCUGAGUUAGGCCAAGACAGUGGCCUGGAGCCAGGACAGUUCCGGGGCCUCCAAACAGGGAGAUCUGGUAUUGCUGACCUGUCAGAAGCCCCCUGGCCAGAAGGCCAAAGCAAUGUGGAGGAGACGUUAGUGACUUCAGAGCACGGCCACCACCACUGCCACCAUGUGCCUCCUCAACAAGCCCAAGGGUGAGAUGACCCUGGAGGAGCUGCAGAAGCGGGAGGAGGAGGAGUUUAACAUGGGUCCACUCCCCGUGCUCACACAGUUGGUCAAGAACAACACCCAAGUGCUCAUCAAUUGCCGCAACAAGAAGCUCCUGGGCCGUGUGAAGGCCUUUGAUAGGCACCGCAACAUGGUGCUGGAGGAAGUGAAGGAGGUGUGGACCAAGGUCCCCAAGAAUGGCAAGAGCAAGAAGAAGUCCAAGCCAGUCAACAAGGACCGCUACAUCUCCAAGAUGGUCCUGUGUGGGGACUCGGUCAUUGUGGUCCUGCGGAACCCGCUCAUGCAUCGCCAGCAAGAAGGGGCCUUCUCCCCACCGUUAGAACUUGCCCCCUCGUUUUUCAAAGACCUGCCCUUUGCGCUGGGAAUAAUAAAGUCCUGUGUUUUUUCUAAAAAAAAAAGGAAGCCCCCUGGCCUCGCUCAACAGUGA
Messenger RNA from Balaenoptera acutorostrata (minke whale), 735 nucleotides. RefSeq names its product small nuclear ribonucleoprotein Sm D2-like. The transcript has a single exon. Gene Ontology annotation, cellular component: U4/U6 x U5 tri-snRNP complex; U1 snRNP; U2 snRNP. Lineage: Eukaryota; Metazoa; Chordata; Mammalia; Artiodactyla; Balaenopteridae. The record is from RefSeq and is a predicted model, not a curated record. The coding region runs from base 250 to 735 and encodes 161 amino acids. Gene Ontology annotation, biological process: RNA splicing; spliceosomal snRNP assembly.